AGGUACGUACGUUAUGUUGUGUUUGGUGUGGUGCUGGCUAAGGUUGAGUCACGAGAUCCGUAUUUUAUUUGUUAAAAUAAGUCCUAAUAGAUAUACCGAAUCAGUUCAGUUUCGCAGUAACAAAUUGGAAUUUGGCUGGUGCAGCUCACGAUUUACUAGAUACGCACAAUUUUACGUGAUGAAGUCCAGCCGUACUUUCACGGUGCUGCUGUUGUCGGUGGCAAUAUCCAGCUAUGCGCUGGCAGAAAAUGUGCCCGUGUUCAUCUGGGGCAAAUCAUCCGUGUCGUAUGUUCCUGCCUUACCGCAGUAUGCAACAUCAGAGUUUGCUGCUUUGGUCGAGUCCCAAGUGAACGCGGAAACUUUUACGGUUGUUUUUGUUGAGGAACAGUUAUCAACCGAAGAUUUGACUCUAUGCAAGCUGAACACUCAGACAUGUUUCCGUAAUUUAGCAAAGGAGGAACGCAAAAGUUACCUCCCGAAUGUACAGGAACCAUUAGCCGCUUUCGAAAACGUCCAAAGUGUUGAUAUGUUCGAAGAUGGUAAUCUUAGCGAAGAAAUUGUACCUCAAGGUGGGGCAGCUGUCAUUGUUAGUCUGCGCGGUAAUGAUUUUGCGUCACAUGAUGCGCUCAUUAGUAACUUAUAUAAUCGCCUACGAGAAAAGUCAAAAAAUAUCCUAGCGAUUUACACUGGAAAAACGACGUCUUUCCGCUACUCGACCCUUAUUCGUCGUACGCGACAGGUUAAACAGGACACUACGGAGGUAACACGAACGGUUUUAACCGCACCGAACGACUUCAUUAUAGCUUAUGAAAGCUUCAAAGCUGGUUCCGAUGAGCAGACUCCAACGGAAGUGGUACUGACCUCGGCUACUAAAAGCAACGACAACAAAACUGAUGAAAAUUUUCAAAUCGAUAUCGCGGGUCCUAGUGGUCAACUCAAAUUGAAUUUCAUGCUUGCGCAGGGAUCAUGGGAAAUAGUUGGUGUUGCAUACGAUAAUGUCCCCUACUAUCUGCGGCAUCGCGUGCAUGUAAAUCAGCAUUUUUCCUAUCAUUGCAAUAGGUUGGAAUAUUAUACGGCCGAUCAUAAAAGUCAAAUUGUUUUCGAAGAGGUUCAGCUUCAACCGUUCUUCGAAGAAAAUGUAGAAAAAUUCGACUUCGGUGAUUCCUGGGACUGCGUAGGUUUCACUUCACCAGGAAUUUUAACCGGAUUGUUUUUGGUGGCAAUUUUCAUCAUUAUUGGAAGCUACGGAAUUACUUGGAUGAUGGACAUUCGCACCAUGGAUCGGUAUGACGAUCCGAAGGGUAAAACUAUUACCGUUACUGCUGCCGAAUAAUCCUCUUGAAGGGAAAUCGUACAGCCGCGUCAUUCGCAGCAUUGUGUCCAGAUGAUGAUUGUUUUAUGCGAAAACUUGUUUAGGUAGGACAUUAAUCAUUGUUGGCAAAAUAGAAAAUUCUUUAAAAUGUAAAAAUAA
Wyeomyia smithii (pitcher-plant mosquito) is the source of this 1471-nucleotide messenger RNA. It is a transcript of the gene VhaAC45, whose product is annotated as V-type proton ATPase subunit S1. Bases 14 to 1333 code for a protein of 439 amino acids. Lineage: Eukaryota; Metazoa; Arthropoda; Insecta; Diptera; Culicidae. Gene Ontology annotation, cellular component: proton-transporting V-type ATPase complex. The transcript is spliced from 3 exons. The record is from RefSeq and is a predicted model, not a curated record.